Messenger RNA from Torulaspora delbrueckii, 1020 nucleotides. RefSeq names its product type 1 protein phosphatase-activating protein SDS22 (gene SDS22). The record is from RefSeq and is a predicted model, not a curated record. The transcript has a single exon. The coding region runs from base 1 to 1020 and encodes 339 amino acids. NCBI's taxonomy places the organism in Eukaryota, Fungi, Ascomycota, Saccharomycetes, Saccharomycetales, Saccharomycetaceae. Gene Ontology annotation, molecular function: protein binding.
AUGAACGUGGCAAGCACCCCAGUAGAGGGUAAAAAGAGGGGAAAUGGUUCCCUUGAAGUGCAACAAGUGGAUGAUCCAAAUGUGGACUACAUCACUGCAGAUUCAGAGCUCACUGAAGAUUUACCGGAUGAUGCAGAAUCAAUUGAUUUGAUUCAUCUGAAAAUCCAGUCUCUCGAGGACUUGAAACUUUACAGGUUUACGAGAUUGGCUAGUUUAUGUCUCAGACAAAACUUGAUAGAAAGCAUAAGUGAAGUGGAAGUACUACCAGUGGACACAUUCAAAGAUCUUGAUCUUUACGACAACCGAAUCAAGCAUAUUUCAAGCAACAUCAGCAAGUUGGUCAAUUUAGAAAAUUUGGACCUUUCAUUCAAUAAGAUUAAGCAUAUCAAGAAUGUGGAACAGUUGAUUAAUUUGAAGAAUCUCUAUUUUGUUCAGAACAAGAUUUCGGUGAUUGAGAACUUAUCCACUUUAAAGAAGCUAGUCAAUUUAGAGCUUGGUGGGAACAGAAUCGACGAGAUCCUCCCAGAUUCCUUCAUAGGACUGGAAAAUUUGGAAGAAUUGUGGUUAGGAAAAAACUCGAUUAGAACUUUAGUUCAUUUGAACCCUUUAAAAUCACUUAAGAUUCUGUCUAUUCAGGCAAACAGGUUGACGAAGAUUGAAGGAUUAGAAGAACUGGAAAAUCUCGAAGAGCUUUACAUUUCCCACAACUUUGUCACCAAGAUCGACGGCUUGAGCAACAAUCACAAACUGACGACUUUAGACGUUACUUCCAACAAGAUUACAAAGGUCGAGAAUUUGUCACAUCUCAAAAAUCUCACCGAUCUGUGGGCAUCCUUCAACCAGAUUGACCAAACCUUCGAGGAGGUGGGUGAUGAACUAAGAGGAUUGCCUGCUUUUGAGACGAUCUACUUGGAAGGUAACCCAAUCCAAAGAAAUAAUGAAACAUCUUACAGGAGAAAACUCGUAAUGAAUUUGGGUCCCUCGUUACAGAAAAUAGAUGCAACUUUUGUGCGUGGAUGA